UACGAGGCUUUAUCAUACACUUGGCAUAUCGACAGAGACUAUGAGGCACCCACCCCAGGAAGGAUGCGGACAAUCAUUUGCAACGGCAAAACACUUAAAGUCCAUCAGAAUCUUUAUAAUGCCCUGCUACAACUACGUCAGCACAACCGAGGGCAUCCGUUCUGGAUUGACGCAAUAUGUAUCGACCAGGGAGACGGCGGAUGCAACAGUGAGAAACGGCGGGCCAAGAUAAAAUCUGAAAAGAGCGCUCAGGUUAACAUAAUGGGUACUAUAUUUGGCUCCGCUCAAGCAGUCGUAGUAUGGCUGGGAAGGUCAUCAGCUCUAACCUAUAUGGCUACCAAACUCAUCCAACCUUUAUUCAACAAUAAAAAGAAGGAA
Messenger RNA from Aplosporella prunicola CBS 121167, 378 nucleotides. RefSeq lists its product as uncharacterized. Lineage: Eukaryota; Fungi; Ascomycota; Dothideomycetes; Botryosphaeriales; Aplosporellaceae. The record is from RefSeq and is a predicted model, not a curated record. The transcript has a single exon. The annotation marks the transcript as partial.